CUCAAAAUCCUCUGUUUCUUCUCUGAAAAUCAUGGCCAUCUUUCUUGGAACUCCUAAAAACCACCAUUUCCAAUCCCAAGCUCUUAAAUUCUUCAUCUUCUCUUUAAUUCUCUUCAAAGUUCAAUCACUUUCCUUCACCUUCCCCAACUUCCAACAAAACAAUCCCAACUUCUUCUUUGAAGGCGAUAGCUUCACCAGCAAUAAUGUUAUUCAACUCACAAAGAACCAAGCGGACGGCCCCCUCACCGAAAGCUCCGGUCGAGCUUCUUACGCCCACCCUGUUCGCCUAUGGGAUGCCUCCACAGGACAGGUUACAGAUUUCACCACGCAUUUCUCCUUCAGAAUCAACACACUUAAUGAAUCUUUAUUUGGUGAUGGCAUCGCCUUCUUCAUAGUCCCUUACGAAUCGGAACUCCCCACCAACUCAACUGGGGGAUUUCUUGGAUUAUUUAGCUCGGAUUUGGCUUUUGAUCCCUCCAAGAAUCAAGUUUUUGGAGUUGAAUUUGACAGUAAACAAGAUGAUUGGGAUGCAAGUGAUAAUCAUAUAGGAAUCAAUGUGAAUUCCAUUAGAUCCAUUGAUCAUCUUAUGUGGAACAGUAGCAUGAAAGAUAACAGAACAGCCAAUGCAUGGAUUACUUACAAUUCCGCUACUAACAACUUGUCUGUGUUUCUAACUUACGUUAGAGAUCCAAUUUUUAAUGGAACUUUCAGCAUCUCAACUUUUGUUGACUUGAAAAGCUUCUUGCCUGAAAGGGUCAGAGUUGGAUUCUCCGCAGCCACAGGGAAAUGGUUUCAAAUACACAACAUAAUUUCUUGGUCUUUCAACUCAACUUUGGAUGAUAAUCUUGGUGGUGGAGACAAGAACAAAAACAUUGGUUUAGCGAUUGGGCUUGGUGUUGGGUUUGGUGUUUUGAUAUGUGGGUUGAUUUUGUUGGGAAUUUUUUGGUGGGGUAAAAAAUUGAGGAAGAGAAUGGAAGACGAUGUGGAUGAUUCUAUAGAUGAUGAAUUUGAGAAAGGAACAGGCCCAAAAAGGUUUACUUCUAGGGAAUUAACUCAAGCAACAAAGAAUUUUGACGAGGCAGGGAAGCUUGGAGAAGGAGGAUUUGGAGGUGUUUACAAGGGUUUGUUAACAGAAUCCAAUACAGAAAUAGCUGUGAAAAGGGUUUCAAGAGGAUCAAGACAAGGGAAAAAAGAGUAUAUUUCUGAAGUGAAGAUUAUUAGUCGUUUGAGGCAUAGGAAUCUUGUUCAACUCUUUGGUUGGUGUCAUGAAAAAGGUGAGUUUCUUUUGGUUUAUGAGUUUAUGCCUAAUGGUAGCUUGGAUACUCAUCUAUUUAGAGGUCAAACGAUGCUAAGUUGGCCUGUUAGAUACAAAAUAGCAAUAGGAUUGGCUUCUUCUUUGCUAUAUCUUCAUGAAGAAUGGGAACAAUGUGUUGUGCAUAGAGACAUUAAGUCCAGCAAUGUAAUGCUCGACUCAAAUUUCAACGCUAAACUCGGCGAUUUUGGCCUUGCGAGGUUUGUGGACCAUGAGCUUGGUUCACAGACGACGGUUUUGGCUGGUACUAUGGGGUAUCUUGCACCGGAGUGUGUGACGGAUGGUAAGGCUAGCAAGGAAUCAGAUGUUUAUAGUUUUGGAGUAGUGGCUCUUGAGAUUGCGUGCGGGCGGCGGCCAGUUGAGUCGAGGGCGGAGCCGGAUCAGGUGAGGCUUGUAGAGUGGGUGUGGGAGAUGUAUGGCAGAGGACAACUCUUAAAAACUGUAGACAAGAGACUGGGAAUGGAGUUUGAUGAGCAGCAAAUGGAAGCUUUGAUGGUUGUGGGAUUAUGGUGCUGCCACCCAGACUUCAAGUUGAGGCCUUCUAUAAGACAGGUGAUUAACGCUCUAAAUUUUGAAGCUUCAUUGCCCGCACUGCCAGCAAAGUUGCCUGUGCCGAUGUACUUUGCACCGCCGAUGAAUUUAUGCAAGUUCAGCUCCUACACAUCGUCGGGAACGCCGGUGGAUAGAAGUGAGUGUUCAUGUAGUAACUGUUCGACUUUCACCACGCAAUCUUCAGGAUCAAGUGUGUCGCUUUUGAAAUCCCAAAGACAUGAGUAAUAGUUUACCAAGCAUUGGAUUUUUAAGAAAUCUCUCUUUUGAUCAUUUAUGUAAAAAGAUGUUCUAAAUGGUAUUAUGUCCCGUCCCAUAUUAUUUGAUUGACUUAAUUUUUUUCGGUUUUGUUUUCUUGUGGUGGGUUGUUGUUUAUUGGUUUUA
Molecule: messenger RNA, 2245 nt
Organism: Cucumis melo (muskmelon)
Lineage: Eukaryota; Viridiplantae; Streptophyta; Magnoliopsida; Cucurbitales; Cucurbitaceae
Product: L-type lectin-domain containing receptor kinase IX.1-like
Exons: 2
Coding region: 32-2089 (685 amino acids)
Biological process (GO): protein phosphorylation
Cellular component (GO): plasma membrane
Molecular function (GO): ATP binding; carbohydrate binding; protein kinase activity
Source: RefSeq, a predicted model, not a curated record